Molecule: messenger RNA, 411 nt
Organism: Trichomonas vaginalis G3
Lineage: Eukaryota; Parabasalia; Trichomonadida; Trichomonadidae
Product: ATP binding
Exons: 1
Coding region: 1-411 (136 amino acids)
Source: RefSeq, a predicted model, not a curated record
AUGAAUCCAAUAAAUCCAAACACUUUAUUUGGUGGUAGAUGGUAUGAAAUAGUUGACAGUUUUCCAUUCUACACUAAUACGCAGUCAAUGAAGAUGGGAGGUUCAAAGAAAAUAGGUAUUGAAAACCUUCCUUCACAUAUGCAUAGGUUCAGUGGAAGAACAUCUGUGGAAGGAAACCAUUCACAUUCAAUAACAAAAAGAGGUUAUACAAAUCUUGCAGCGGGUUCGGAUAGACAGGGAAUGCAUAGAUAUGAUAUUUCAACUGACCCAGUAGAUUCAAGCACAGGUAUUUUCUGUGGAACUGCAGGAAAUCAUACACAUGUUGUAGCUGGUAUUACAGACCCAGCAGGUAAUGGAAAAGAUUAUAUGCCUCCUUAUAUAACAAUGCACGCUUGGAUACGAGUUGGUUAA